Pseudovirgaria hyperparasitica is the source of this 1509-nucleotide messenger RNA. RefSeq lists its product as uncharacterized. The coding region runs from base 183 to 1091 and encodes 302 amino acids. The record is from RefSeq and is a predicted model, not a curated record. Lineage: Eukaryota; Fungi; Ascomycota; Dothideomycetes; Acrospermales; Acrospermaceae. The transcript has 4 exons.
AAGAAGCUUGCUGGCCAGGUACUAGCGCCGGACAGCAAUGGCGGGGCAGCAAUGAGCUACAAGUACUCAAACGUCACGCCCAUAUAUGCUGGCUUCAAGCCUGUAACCCAACUGGAAUUUCAGUCCUGAAUUAUCUCACAGUCAAACCGCGUGACCUUUCAACUUGCAAAACAUUCUACAACAUGUCUUACAACGACAAUGACAACAACAACUAUGGAGGCCGCCAAGGAGGUGGCCACAGCGAAGGUCGCCAAAACGAGUACGGCGACCGUCGUAACGAAGACAGCUAUGGUGGAGGUCGUCAAGAAGAGGGAUUUGGUGGUGGCAGAGAUGACCGCCAGGACUAUGGAGGUGGUAAUUUCCGUGGCGCCGGUGCAGGAGGUCGUGGCCAGGCUGAUGACUUCGAACCUCCACGUCAAGGCGGGCGCCAGGGCCAGAAUGAUCUCUAUGGCGGUGGGGGUCAAUCUGGAGAUAACUACUACGACUCGUCCAAGCGCUUCGACGACAACAGCUCUGGGCGUCACAAUGAAGGACCCAUGGGUUCUAACUCUGGCACAUCAUACAGCGGAGGUGGAUAUGGAGGUGACAACAAUGAGGAGUACUCCGGUGCUGCACACCAAGCCUCUCAGCACGCUGGAGAUUCUGGUGACAGCAGUCUCUUCAGCUCUGCACUAGGCAUGCUAUCUGGAAAGAAGCAGCAGCUUCAGAAUGAGGACGUGGAUGAAGACGAUGCUGUGAGGCAGCACCAGAACUUUUACGGACAGGGUAAUGGCAAUCAACAAGCUAGUGCUGGUAACUUGGGUGCUGCAGCUGCAAUGCAGGCAUUGAAGAUGUACAAUGGUGGACAAGGACAAAGUGGCCAUGGCUCGAGCUCGCAGAGCAACUUCAUCGGUAUGGCUAUGGGACAAGCGGCGAAGCUGUUCGAUCAACAGAGUGCUCAGGGCAAUACGCACCCGCAAGCCACCAAACAGGAUGCUGUCGCUCAAGCUGCUCAAAUGGCGUUGAAGUUCUACAUGAAGUCUGAGAUGGGUGGCUCCGGAGGUAGCUCUGGCAGCGGUCUGUUGGGCCUCGCAAGCAAAUUCCUCAAAUAGCCUGGUGUAUAGAUCAGUACUACCUGCGAGUAGACACCACUAACGUGCACAGCAAUCAGGAUUAUGGUACUCAUAAUAAUGAGGACCCGACUACCAUCGUUUUCUGUGCAUACUGGCGGGUUCCACUUGUGUAACAUACAACUCCGUAGAACCACACAAGUACACCGUCUGGUGUUGAGGUGCCUACGUAGAUCUUUCAUCGACAUAGAGGGAAGCAUAUCAAGUCAACCGAUACCCAUCAUGCACAUGUAGGCGAACCAUACCUACGAAUUGAACAAGCGCACAAAAGGCUGUUGCAUGACGAGGUAUGGAUAGUCCGAUAGUAAGAAGUUUGGCCUCGGCUUCACUUAAGUCACGGGCCGGAAUCCAAAAGCCGAAGCAUCAACUCAAAGCCCGAAGAUUCCCACUAAGCUAAAAA